Messenger RNA from Leptosia nina, 1845 nucleotides. The record is from the annotation of a GenBank genome assembly. NCBI's taxonomy places the organism in Eukaryota, Metazoa, Arthropoda, Insecta, Lepidoptera, Pieridae.
AUGGAAGACAAAAAGACUUUUGUCAAGAGACCCGAUGUUCUGAGGAAGCUCAACGCUGAGAACCUUCAUCUUAUCGAGAGAGGACUGCUCGGUGACCUGCCAGAUAGAUUUAAAACGCCAGUGAUACCUGUGCGAGGCGACUGUAAGGAUUUAGUGGUUUCCAAACCUCAAGGAUUCCUAUCUUCAUGUCUCCCGGUACCGGUCCUCGACUCGCCGUGUUCAGAGAAAGCUAGCUAUUCAGACGAAGAACGCUUCGCUCCACUAAAGAAGACGUUCAGUUUCCGAGAACGAAUCACCAAAAUGAACUUCUUUUCCAAAGACAGAAGCCCAGAGAAGCCGAAAUGGAAAACAAUAAUAGAAGAACACAAAACGCACGCAAAUUUUAAAUCGGACAUUACAAAAGCGUUGAAGUAUGAGAAAUUCGAACACGAUUGUAAGUCACAUAAACGCUUUUGGUUCUUUAGAAAUAAAGAAUUGGUCGAAAAGAGAGCGAAAUCGGGCAGACCCUCUUACAAGCGCAGUAAGAGUUUCGAGUUUUUGCCCAGGGCCGCAGAGGAUUCGGAGGACGAAAUAGAGGGGAAAAAGAAACUAUCAAAGAUCCAAUCCUACGCAUUCGGGAGUAGCGAUACUAUAAUAGAUUCGUGGUGCUCCAACGAGAGUCUGGAUCAGCUAGCUAAUGUUUACUACGACAAAAUCGAUACAGUACACUUGACGAGUAUAAGGGAGAUACCGCAGGAUUCAGACCAGUUCUCCAGUACCUCAGCCACGUCCUCCAGUGGUUUAGUUGUGAAUAUUAUGAAAUCCGACUCGGUCCAGGACCUUUUGGACGAGUUCGAUAAAACCGUGGAUAUGUUUAGUGAGAAUUACCUGAGUGAUUGUGAGCCGUAUACGAAAUCGUCAAAUGCUCUGUCGGUGAAGGAGAGGCGUAAGAGCUCCUCUUUCAGCACCUUGCCAUCGCCGAAAAUUGUUCAAAUGACGAAAAUCAAUAAAGUAGAUGACGGGUUCAAAUCUGAACUGGCUAAAAUGCUAUUGGAAAGACAAGUGUCUAGUGUCAGUGAUAGGUCGGUUAGGCGGGGUUCGGUGACCGAUUGGUUUGUUUUGGAAGAGAAUAAGCCAACACAGGAGCUAGCAGAAGCGCCGGUCGAGUCCGAUAAGUACAAAAGGGCGCAAAAGAAGCCGAUGCAACGUGUUAGAAGAAUAAGUUCAACGAAAUAUGUAAGAACGACCAGCGACUAUAGAGUUUGGGUUGUGGUUACUUGGGCAGGUAACAGAAAAGGAAAAUUAAGACCAUACAAGAUAUUAAAAAAAGAUCCAGAGUACCAGGAAGCUUUCAAGAACUUCGGCAACAACGAAUUAAUUGAAAAUUUAAAUUAUCAACAAAACAUCUUUAAUAUUAUUCAGAGAUUUAUAUGUAAUGUCUACAAUGUCCCUAAUGUAAUUGAUGUUGAUGGCGCUAGACUUCAAAUAUUCAUCGACUCGUACACAGUCUCCGAUGUAAACGAAGCUUUUGACCGAAAGAAGUUGCGAAAUUUUGACGCUAGCAACCUACCGCCUUGCAAAAGCGAGCUACUGCAGCAAUUUCUGCGAGCAAACUAUGUAUGUACCAUUUGGAAUAAUGCUCAUUUGAAAAAUCCAACCACAUAUCAACCAGACAAUAACGGCUGGGUAUUAAAAGAUGACAAAUACCAGUUCAAAUGGUUUGAAGGGGAUCAACUACCGAGUUAUGUUAGUGAUUCGCUCAAAACUCAAUCAGAAACUGACGAAGAAGGUGAUGUUGAGGACGAUCAUGCCAUCGAUUGGAGUAGUAGUGAUGAAGAAAAUGAAAACAUCGACGACAAUGCUUAA